AUGACAGAUUCACGUGCUUCUAAAAAAAUGGUUUCAGAACAUCGAUUCUUGAUAUCGACGUACUCGUUAUUCCUCCACAAAUUAAAAGUCACUCAUGAUCCUGGGACGACCACCUUCCACGAAAUCAUUCUGCUCUCACCCAUAUUGUCCCAUGAUGUCGCUAUCAAAAACCAACAGGCAAGAUCUUCAACGCCCUACUACUUCUCGCUGGUGCGCUCUUGGCUCUUGGUUUGUCUAACUGGUGAAGAGAGCGAUAGCUUGCGAUGA
Messenger RNA from Marasmius oreades (fairy-ring Marasmius), 267 nucleotides. RefSeq lists its product as uncharacterized. NCBI's taxonomy places the organism in Eukaryota, Fungi, Basidiomycota, Agaricomycetes, Agaricales, Marasmiaceae. The coding region runs from base 1 to 267 and encodes 88 amino acids. The transcript has 3 exons. The record is from RefSeq and is a predicted model, not a curated record.